UAAAUGGCCAGAGAACAACAAGUUCACAUACGGUUACGGGCGUAUCGAGACAUUAUCUGGGUUUGCUAAUGGAAUAUUUCUCGUUCUGGUUUCGAUAUUUAUUGUGUUUGAAGCUAUCGGCCGUUUAUUAGAACCGCCAGAAAUGAACACCGACAAAUUACUGUUGGUGAGCUUUGUGGGGCUCAUUGUGAAUCUUAUUGUUCCGCGUGCCAAGUUUAAUCCUCGAUGCAUGACUUUAGGAAUUUACCUGCACAUAUUAGCAGACACGCUUGGAUCGGUUGGAGUUAUAGUGUCUACAAUCUUAAUUCAGAAAUUUGGUUGGACGGGAUUUGAUCCAUUGGCAUCAUUAUUAAUCGCUGGAUUAAUAUUUGCGAGUGUCCUGCCCCUAAUAAAACACUCCGCUUCCGUUUUAAUGCUUUCAGUAACUGGUGACCUCGAGCGGAAUAUUUCCGAAGGCUUACAUGAGUUAUUGCAUAUUCCUAAUAUAAAUUCAUACACAAUGCCACGAUUCUGGCUUAAUGAUGCUGAAUGUAUAAUUGGUAGUAUACAUGUUCAAACAACAAAUGAGGCGAAUGAGCAAGCAACCAUAUCGGAAGUCACCAAAAUAUUAAAAUCCCAUAUCAAUGGUUUGGAGGAAUUAACUGUGCAAGUAGAAAAAACUGGCGGAUUUCAAGGAUGUUUUUGUAAUAGUAUCAACUCUAAUGUUGAUAGGAGGUACUGUGUAGGAAUUAAACAUAACAUAGAGGUACAUAAUAAAAGGAAAAAUUAUUAG
This is a messenger RNA of Acaulospora morrowiae, 772 nucleotides long. The record is from the annotation of a GenBank genome assembly. Lineage: Eukaryota; Fungi; Glomeromycota; Glomeromycetes; Diversisporales; Acaulosporaceae.